AUGGCGAUUGGCCUGGCAGCUCUGGGGCUCCUCGCUUUCCUGCUCUGCUGUUCGGGAACCUUUGCCGAACCCCAAAACUCGGAGUGCUCCCUGAUCGGCAUCUGGAAGAAUGACCUCAACUCCACCAUAGAGAUCAACAGCGUCAGUGACACGGGGGUGUUCAAUGGCACCUUCUCUCUCUAUCCGACACCGCGCAUCCGUCCAUACCCGCUGCAGGGCAAGAAGUACCAGUGGCCCGAGCCACAGUGGCCCAACCCCACCUUUGGCUUCACCUGUUUUGUGGACAAGAACGGAAAGGAGCAGCUGAGGACAAACUGGCUGCAGCGUGAGAAGGUUGGAUCCGCAGCAGACGAUUGGCAGGCGAUCAGGCUUGGCGGGAGCACCUUCUACCGCAGCAAGUGA
Protobothrops mucrosquamatus (brown spotted pit viper) is the source of this 402-nucleotide messenger RNA. RefSeq names its product avidin-related protein 1-like. The coding region runs from base 1 to 402 and encodes 133 amino acids. Lineage: Eukaryota; Metazoa; Chordata; Lepidosauria; Squamata; Viperidae. The record is from RefSeq and is a predicted model, not a curated record. The transcript has 4 exons. Gene Ontology annotation, molecular function: biotin binding.